Molecule: messenger RNA, 486 nt
Organism: Entrophospora sp. SA101
Lineage: Eukaryota; Fungi; Glomeromycota; Glomeromycetes; Entrophosporales; Entrophosporaceae
Source: the annotation of a GenBank genome assembly
AUGGGUUGGAAACAAAUUGGAGGCAAUCUUGGUCAACUGGUAGUUGAGCUAGCUGUUGACUCAGCUGUAAAUGUUGGUGUUGGUGUUGGUGUUGAUGGAACUAUUUGGGCUAUAAUAAUCAAAAUAACAUUUUUGCAUGGAAUGGUUAUGGAUGGUAAAUGGGUUGAAGUUUCUGAUGGGUUGCCCAAUGUGUCAGUAGCCUCUGAUGGGACCAUUUGGGGCAUUAAUAGUAACCAAUAUAUCUUUAAAUGGGUGGUUCAAAUUCCUGGAAAGUUCAAGCAAGUUUACACCAGUAGUGAAAAAUUAGUGGUUGGCAUCAAUUAUAAUGAUCAAAUUUUUCAAUAUGUCAAUAAAGGUUGGCAAUAUUUUGACAGCGCGCUCAAGAAUGUUGCAAUUUCUAUUGAUGGCAUUGCGUGGGGCGUUAAUGGCGCAAAUGAUAUUUAUACGCGUCAAGAUAAUUACUUUUAUGAUUUAAUAAGUUGUUAA